Molecule: messenger RNA, 784 nt
Organism: Bradysia coprophila
Lineage: Eukaryota; Metazoa; Arthropoda; Insecta; Diptera; Sciaridae
Product: Odorant-binding protein 99c
Biological process (GO): sensory perception of smell
Molecular function (GO): odorant binding
Source: RefSeq, a predicted model, not a curated record
CUUCACAAAUGUAAUCGUCAAGACUGCGUACAGAUAGUUCCCGACUUUCUCGUAAAAAAAUCGGAUUUUUGCAAAUAGCCAUUAUGCUGUACGAGUACUUUCUUAGUCAAUCCAGUCAACAUAAUAAAUUUUCGUUAUAUAAUAGCCAUCAACCAGAAUAUGAUUUGCUAGCGAUGUUGCUUUGAGUUUAUUUGAAGUUCCGAAUGUAGAAGAUAUAAAAGGGCAGAUUUUUGCUUUUCCUAAUCUCAGUUUAGUUUAUUCUUUCAAAAAACUCUAUAUACUUGCAAUGAAGUACUUCGCUGUCGUUUUGUUGUUAGUCGCAGCUGUUUCUGCUGACGAAUGGACACCCAAAGCUCUUCCAGACCUGCUUGCAGCCCGUAAAGAAUGUGUGUCGAAAUUGAGUGUCCCUACAGAAACACUGGAACAAUACAAGACAUGGAACUUCCCAGACGAUGAGUUGACCCGAUCAUACAUUACAUGCAUCUUCAAGGAAUUCGGACUUUUCUGCGAUCACGAGGGUUUCCACACAGACCGUUUGAUAACGCAAUUCCAAACUGCUCACGGUGUUGACAUUAAACCGAAGAUCGAUGAAUGUGUUACCAGAACCGAUGCCGAUACAACCAACGAAAUCUGGGUAUUCAGAGCAUUCAAGUGCUUCACAGCUCAACACUUUUCAUUGGUUCGUUCUCAAUUGACCAAGAAGACUGAAUAAACUGCUAACUGAUUCGCAUUUGUUCGGAGAGUGGUGAUGAGAAAGGUACAAUAAAAAUGACUGUUAAUUCUG